This is a messenger RNA of Drosophila erecta, 1639 nucleotides long. Its product is annotated as ENHANCER OF AG-4 protein 2. Gene Ontology annotation, molecular function: protein phosphatase inhibitor activity. The coding region runs from base 149 to 1030 and encodes 293 amino acids. Gene Ontology annotation, biological process: regulation of signal transduction. The transcript has a single exon. The record is from RefSeq and is a predicted model, not a curated record. NCBI's taxonomy places the organism in Eukaryota, Metazoa, Arthropoda, Insecta, Diptera, Drosophilidae.
UUAAAACAUCAAAGCAACAAAAUCAAGUUCAGCCUGGCUGAAAUAUAUAUUUAUUCCACAACCAGACUUGAACCGAUAAACUUUUUAUACAUCCCCAAAAUACCACUAAGAAGUUAAAAAAAAAAACAAACACUUUUUGCCUUUUAAGAUGACGUCUAGAAGAACAACGUUCGACAAGAUGAACCUGGGUUUGCCCGUUCACUCGGACCCCUACGAAGGGCAAACUGAAUCGGGAUCGUCGAUCGACAGGCAAAGCAGCGAUAAAGUUAUGUCUCAUAAGGUGCUGAUGGAAAAACUGUACAAGGAGGCAAAGCUCACGAUGCCCGACCUUUUCACACAUAAUCCCUCCUGCAGCUCGGACGACUCCGAGGAAUUAGAAUUCCCGGAGACUAUAAAAGAACGAGCCAGACGCAUAUCCUUCGUGCGACGCCGAAAGUUGCACUACAAUGAGUUCUCAACGGUCGAGUUGGCCAGGCGUCUCAUCCGCGAGGAGUUCACCCAGUCAUCGGACAGCCUACUUAGCGUGGAUAACGACUAUGUCUCCGAGAUCGCCGAAGAGGAGUGUGCUCCCUGCGACGACAACUCGUUUGACUUCAUUCCGUAUCUCCAGUACGAUCGACCUACAGACCAAUCGCAGUUGUCCGACGAUAGUCUGCCGAAGGAGGAUCCCGAGCCCGGAUUCCAUCCCACCCAUCACUGCUAUAACAAGCUAAUAAGCCAGAUUCCUGAUCCGCCGAUAGUGUACGUUCCCGUGGAGCCAGAAGCGCGACAGGAACCCCAACCCGAACCGCGAUCGGAACCCCGAUCGGAACCGGAAGCAGUACCCCCACCAGCACCACCACCACCUCCACCGCCACCGCAACCACCAACUGCGCCGGAAGUCAGUGGAGGAACAGCUCUGGAAGACGAAAAACACACUCGGAUCCUCGACCAUGGCGAAAACAUUGACCUCAGGACUGUUAACGCCGUGCCGAAAACCAUUAGUUCGGGUGUGAAAAAACCCGCUGGUGCAAGGACGCGGAAUUUAUAAGCUAAUGGAUGGCACAAUAGGAUAUGGGAUCCCGUUUAAAUUGAUUUAUAUUUAAUUGGCAGUACCGACCACAUUGUGUUUUCAAAUGUUUCGUUAGGUGGAAAUAAAAAUGCGAAACGUAUAGCCAGAAAAUGCCUAAGAUGGCAAAGUAGCUGAAAUGUGAUAAGAAGGCUUUACUUGAAUCGGCCAAACAAACCCAUACCCAAUGCAUCCAGGCUAAUUUAGACACAAAAUAACCGUAAUCGCCUCUGAUCUCAAAUGACUCCAUCAACGCCUUCUUGGCCCAGCACAGCUUUAAAAAUAUAGUUUUCCCGACCCGGAGACCGCACAAUUAUUUGGGCCAUAAAGGACGAAGCCCACACUAACGCACACAUGAAGGGACGCAGGACAUUCACAGGGAUAACUAAGUGUGUACGAUAAUGACCCAUAACGGAUUCCACUCUUUUCCCUGCCUUACUUUGCGUGGGUGGAAAGAAGGAGGAUGAGGCUAAAAGGCAUUUGGAGUACAAUGUGCUGACAUUAUACUAACAAACUAUUGCCUAACGUUAUCUGCCAACGUUAUCUGUGAGAUAAUAUUCGGUAUUAGCUCUUAAUUUUAAUAAAGUUAUA